Molecule: messenger RNA, 3021 nt
Organism: Plasmodium gonderi
Lineage: Eukaryota; Apicomplexa; Aconoidasida; Haemosporida; Plasmodiidae
Product: phosphatidylinositol 3- and 4-kinase
Exons: 4
Coding region: 1-3021 (1006 amino acids)
Source: RefSeq, a predicted model, not a curated record
AUGGGGAGUGACAGCUUACCGAUGUCUCAACAGAUGUACUUCAGCACACACAACGCCCUAAGGAUAAACGAUGAAAAUGAUGUAAUUAGUACUCUGUUUUAUGAAAUAAAUGGAAACAGACAUAUUAGUUUGUUGAUAUUUCCAUUUUACGAUGUUCAGAUGUUAAAAAGAUUGUUAAUAAAAAAAUUAAAUUUACCAGGAGUAAAAGUAAAUGAUAUUAUCAUAUUUUACAAAGGAAUAAAAUUACCAAAUUAUAGAAUUAUAAGUACAUAUUUGGAUAAUACAGGUCGAAGUGAAAAAAAAAAAAAAAAAAAAAAAAAAUUAAAUAAAUUAUAUUGGGCUAUAAAAGAUACGAAUCCAAAUGCCUCUAUAAGAGUAAUAGACCAUAAAAGUUAUCCUCCAUUUUUUGAAAACAUAUUAAAUGACAUAAAAUUAGCUUUUAAAAAAAAUAUUUCUCCAAAAUUGACUAUGGAUGGUACAGGGGGUACCUAUCUACUUUUUAAUAGUAAGAAAAAGGUAUGUUCUGUUUUUAAACCUUUAGAUGAAGAAGCAUUCGCCCCAUUUAACCCAAGAGGGUAUGAAGGAAAAAUGUAUCAAGAAGGUUUUAGAUCUGGAGUAUUAUCAGGUGAAGGAGCAAGCAGAGAAAUUGCUGCAUAUAUAUUGGAUAACAAUUAUAACAAUUUUAGUAAUGUACCUUGUACUAUUAUGGUUGAAGCUUGUAAUCCUCAUUUUAAUAAUAAGAGUAAAUUGAAAUAUAUUGAUCACGAAAAUAAUUUGAAAUGGAAAAGUGGAUCAUUACAAGAAUUUAUAGAUUCUAGAGAAAGUGUUGGAAAUUAUGAUUACAAACAGUUUAGUAUAAGGGAUAUACACAAAAUUGCUAUACUUGAUAUACGAGUUAUGAAUCUAGAUCGCAACGAUGGUAACAUUUUGGUUUCUCCUUUGAAAAGUUUAAAAGAUUCUUGUAAUCAAUUUUUAUAUAGGAACAAUAGAAGCUUGGGUACAAGUGACGAGGAUAUUCUCAAGCGAAUAGUUACCAUUGAUAAAAAGCCUUCUAGGUACAGCUUAAUUCCCAUAGACCACGGGUUGAUCAUGCCACACAUAAUGGACGUUGCUGAGAUUGAUUUGGUUUGGUUUGAAUGGCCUCAAACAAAGGUCCCCUUCGAUGACGAAGAGUUGAAGGUUAUUUUCAUGUUCGAUCCAGACAAGGAUGCAGAAAAAAUCAGGAACAAAUUGCUAAUCAGAGAAGAUUGUAUAAGAACUAUGCGUGUGUGUACACGUCUGUUGCAGAUAGGAGCCAGAAUGCAUUUGAAUUUGCACGAAAUUGCAAAAAUCAGUACAAGGAAGAACAUCGAUGAGCAAUCCAUUCUUGAGAACCUUGUUAAGGAUUCCAUUGUGCAGGCAUAUCAGAUGAUGGAUUACACCUCCCUCAUGAGCACAAAUAGAUUGGGACACAUACUUGACCUUGCAGAAAUUAAAAUUAGCAAAAAGAAAAAAAUGAACAAGACAAAGACCUUAGAGAAUGUUGAUGAAGCAAUGAAGCAUGUCGACCACACGAACGUGAAAAAUAAAAAUGAUAAUAUGUCAUGUGAUUUUCAGAUCACAUCUUCAAAUAAUCAGCAGUCCUUGGAUGACAUUAUGGGAAAUUCUCAACCCAUAGAGAAUACUUUAAAUGUAAAAGAAGUAAUUUCAGGAAAAGAUAAACUGAUAAUGAGUAGCAACAAUGAGGGACGUGUUAAUAAUUUUAAUGAAGGAAAUUCAUAUCUGAGUGGAAGUUGUAAUAUAGUGAAAAAAUCUUCGCAAAGUCAGAUCACAGAUGGAGAGUUAUUUUUGAAUUCUUUCGAUUUUCCUACGGAGAGACAGGUCUUAAUGGAAAUGCAUCAUAAGGAAGAUGAGGUAAAGACUAACCAAGGGGUGAUGUCUAAUCCAAGGACAAAAUAUAAGAAAGGCCAAUUGGUAGAAGAAGAUGAAAACGAAGAAAUAAAUAAAAAAGUAGAAAAUGCUUGCGAAGGGGUGUUGAGAUACACAUGUAGAAGGUCAAGUGAUGAUGAAGAUUCAAAGAAAAAUCAUGAUGAUUCUAAAAAAAACAUAAGCAAUAUUUUCGAAGAAUUCAUAAGAAAAGAAACAACGAAUGCAUAUGAUGGAUUAAUAUAUAAAAGAUAUAACUUUUCUGCAAUUGAGGAAAAUGAAAAUAAUGAACAGAACAGAUCAUCUAUAAAUUCUUUUGGUAAUAGAAGUGAUUACACUCUCGUUACUGCAAGUUCGAGCUCCUAUAAUGAUGAGAAGGGUUGUAAUAACUCAUUUAAUAGUGAAUCUUCAAAGCAAAGUGGAGAAGUUAGUAAUGGUGGAACUAGAUCAAAUGGAAAAGCCCUAAAUGAUAAAGCGGGUGAAAAGUAUAAAGGACAAAUAGAAUCAUCACAUGAUUCAAACGAUAAGGAUACACGAAUUAAAAAAAGAAAAUGUAAAAAAAAAAAAAAAAAAAAAAAAAAAGAUUAUAAUGAGGAUGAAAAUAAAUCACAUGUCGAAAAAAGUGAGCACGUAGAAAGGAAUGAAAUGCAAAGUUUCAAAUCGAUUGGUGAAUCAGAUGAAAAACAAAAUGAAGCAAAAAAUGAUUUUCCAAAGAGUGAUGUCCAAGACCGGACAUACAAUGAUGGGGGGGACGAGAAUGACGAUGACGAUGAAGACGACGAUGAGGACGACGAUGAGGACGACGAUGAGAAUGACGAUGAUGUGCCUUUUAAAAAAGCAUCAGGAACUAUGAAACGGAUAAGUGAAAGUAGCGGAACGACAUAUCGAAACAUUGAAAUGAAUAAAAUAAAUUCCAUAUGGAUGAUAAGAGACAAGAAUAAUAAAAUUAUAAACGUCAAAUGGGAGAGCAAAACAUUCGAGAAACUCUUUUUUGAGAUUUUUGAAAAUUAUGUUAAAAAGUACAUUAACGAUUACCAUCCCGGGUGGAAGCAGUACCCAUACAACGGUUCACAAAUUACUUGUAUCAAACAUGCAUACCUAAACAGCAUAAAGUGA